AUGGAAACUCACUUUCUUUAUUAUAAAUGUAACGAAAAUUCUUGUGAGUUAAUUUUAAUUAAUUAAGAUAUUGAUUAUCCUUUGAAGUUUAAAGGAAAUGACUAUAAAGCUAAUAAAGCAAUUUAAAAAUCAGAUAUUGAAUGUAAAUAUAAUUUUCAAAGUAAUUUAUAUAUUCCAAGUUAAAAUCAUGAUUCCCUUCUUGAAUAAAAUGGGUGUCUAUAUUUAAUUCACCUAAUAAUAAGAGUACAUGCUAAUGGUCAAAUAUAGGAUGAAUUAGGUAAACUUAAUUUAAUUCUUUAAACAUGUGAAAUUUUAGGAAAUUCGUAUGCUUAUGCUUGUUAAUAAGUUUAUGAAAAUAAUAAAUUAGGUUGUUAUAUUGUGAUAAGAUUAAAGAGAAAUGUAUUUCUUUACUAUAAAGAUUAAAAAGGGUUCUACAGAAGAAUAAUUAACAAAAUAAAGAUUCAAUCUUAAACUAUUGAAUAGUUUAAGUUGUCAAUAUAAUGA
Molecule: messenger RNA, 504 nt
Organism: Paramecium sonneborni
Lineage: Eukaryota; Ciliophora; Oligohymenophorea; Peniculida; Parameciidae
Source: the annotation of a GenBank genome assembly